UAAAGAAGAGAAGCCAGAGCCCCAAAUUAAAAAAGAAGCAAAACCAGCUGUAUCUGAAAAAGUUCAAAUACACAAACAAGACAUAGUGAAACCAGAAAAGACUGUUUCUCAUGGUAAACCAGAAGAAAAACUUCUCAAGCAGGUAAAAGCUGUCACAAUAGAAAAAACAGCCAAGCCCAAGCCAGCAAAAAAAGCUGAACAUCAAGAAAGAGAACCUCCGUCUAUAAAAACAGACAAACCAAAACCAACUCCAAGAGCAACAUCAGAAGUCACAGAAUCAGAAAAAGCAGACAUGAAGCAUCUUAAAGAAGAAAAAGUCUCAACAAGAAAAGAAAGUCUUCAGUUACACAAUAUGACAAAAGCAGAAAAACCUGCAAGAGUAUCAAAUGUUGAAGAUGUAACAGCUUCAAAGAAAGCUAAAGUAGAAGAAACUGAAGAUGUGUCUUCAACAAAGAAGCAGAAAAGUCCCAUCAGUUUCUUCCAGUGUGUCUACUUGGAUGGAUACAAUGGCUAUGGAUUUCAGUUUCCUUUCACUCCUGCACCCCGCCCUGGAGAGAGCUCUGGCCAAGCAAAUUCUCCAGGACAGAAGCAACAAGGACAGUAAACACACAUGUAUGACCCUUACAAGUGCUUUAAGAUUUUAAAAAUGAGAUAUUUUGUCCACAAUGGUUCCGGCAAUUAAGAUUAUGCAACCCAGAGAAUUUCUGUGAAAACGUUUUGCUCUUUGGCCUGGUGUGGGCAGAAAAGGUGGCCAAAUGGAUUGAGUGAUGAGCAGGCAUGUUUAAGGGUCUAAGUUUCAAGAAUCUGUUAUGUGUGUUUGCUGUGGUGCCUGUAUUUAUCUUAUUUCCAAUCACUAUAAGGUUGUACACAAACUAAUUUAAAGUUUACUUAAUAAUAGUGUCUUUAAAAUAAUUGACACAAUUACAAAAUGGAAUUCCUGGCUUCAGUUAGCUAUUUUUUUUUAAUGACAACAUAGAAUGUGUUCUAAGUUUAAAAGAUGGGGAAGCUUAUAUAAAAGUGACUUUUUUGCAUCAUAUGGGUAUCUAAACUUAAUUUACCCAAUAAGUUGAUGCUUAAUGAUUUUAUUUUAUUUAUGUCUAUUUCUAUUUUAGUUGUGGCUUUGCUCUAAGAAUGGGUAACAGUUGUACUACAAACUGCUAUAAAUUUCCUGUGAUACUCUUUUAGAGCUCAAAAUAUCUCUGAGCUUUAGACAUGGUAAGAUGGAGAAUAAAUGCUUGAUAAAUCUUUAAGAUAUGUCUUGAAUGAUAAUUAGGACAUUCAGUCCAGUGGCAAUACACCACUCAGUUAGGCAGGUGUGAUGAAUCAUUUGUUUAAAAUAUUAGCAAAUGAGAUGUAGAAUUCUGAAAUUUCUUCAGACUGUGUCCUAAUAAAAAUGUCACCUGUGUGAAAUUUUAGAUCAAUCACUAAAUUUGGGUGACAGAUGUAAAAAUAUUUUCAUUUCACUUUAAUAUAUUCUUUCUGUGAAAUAAAAUGUUUUCUUUUUCAUAAUGGCAAAAUAUGAAUGCCAUCAAAGUUUAAGGAAUUCAUUUUAGCCUUAAAUAUCUUCAUGAGAUGUCUUACUUGUAUUUUAGGUAACUGGUCAUCAGUGCCAAUGACAUGGAUAACAUUUUUUAAUCUACACAACAGUGCUUCACUGGGAAUGACUGUUACGUUUUGGUCAUAUUCCUAGUAAUAUAAAUACUCGUGUUCUUUACCACAUUGUUUUUAUCAACUCUAAAAGUCAUGUCUCUGUGACUUUUAUCAUGUUUACAGUUGCGACUGAACUUAAGACAAAUUAACUCAGGAAAUAAAUUGAGUUAUCCUUUCUAGCGUUGUAAUUAUCAUCAUCAAGGCCUGAGAUAGCCAGAGCCAAUACUAGCCGAGUGAUUUAUUUUCAAGGAUUGCCACUAACUAUGGUUCUUUAGGACCAAGAUAUAAAACAGUUUUACUAAAAAUCAUUAGGCUAGGUGUCAGUAAUACGUUCAUUACUAAUAAUGGAUAUUUGGCCUCCACCAGAAGCUGGUGGACCUCAUUCACGCCACGAAAGCCAGUGUUACAUGAACCAGAUUAGUGACUCUAUGGGGAAUGUGGGACAUCCUGGAAGUGCAUAAUUUCAGGAAAGACCAGACAGUACCAUCUUGCAAAGCCCCUUCAGGUGACAAUCUAAACUUGUGGGUAGGAGAGUGGAUAAAGUUUAUUGCUCAGCUGCUCCUCCAGCCUGCUCAAUUUACUGAGUAAAGAAAUAGCAAAUGCGAUGGAUGUUUUAGAUUUCAUAGAGCAGAAUGGUUUGUCCAUUCUUUCAUUCAAUGACUGUUUAUUGAAUACUUACUCUUUUAGGGCACUGUGUUAGGUGCUGGAUUGUAUAAGAAAAAUAUAAUAAGUUAUAUUCCCAGUGUUAUUCUGACGUAGUGAAUGACCUGAAAAAUUACUAAACAUACUAUGUUUGUUUCUCCAUGAGUAAAAUAGGGACAUAGCAACAAACAGUCUAAUAUCUCAUAGAAAUAUCAUGGAGACAAAUGAAAUAUUUUAAUAUAAACAUGAUAUUAAAGUAAAUUUCUGAAGUAAUGCUUUUGGAUAUGGCACUAAUUUUUCCUCUGACUGUUUUACUGUUUCCUUCACUCUCAAUAUAAAAACUAUUUAAUGAGAUAAAACACGACAUAUUUUAUUGUAAUUAGAAUUUAGACAAAUCAGCUAUAAUGUAAAUGAUGCUAAUAAUAAUUACGUUUGAUCUGAUUAAAGUUACAAUGAUCAUGGCACUUUAAAAAUAUUAUCUACACUGUAAUUUGUUUGUAUGUUACCAUCAAAUAAAAUAGUUAUAGCUCUUUCAAGUUUGAUGCCUUGCAUUUUAAAAGGAAAAGAUAAAAGGUUGAUUAAGAAUCUUUGUCUUUAAUGGUUCAUUCAUAAUUCAAGUUAUACUGGUCAGGAAUAUGUAAGCAUUUCAUAAUUGUUUUAGUUAUUUUGCACAAUUGGUAUACACUACUCCCAUUACAUCCCUGCUUUUACCCACUCUUCAUCCCCUCUUAAUAAAUAAAGAUCUGAAAAUAAGAA
Molecule: messenger RNA, 3048 nt
Organism: Rhinopithecus roxellana (golden snub-nosed monkey)
Lineage: Eukaryota; Metazoa; Chordata; Mammalia; Primates; Cercopithecidae
Product: triadin
Exons: 15
Coding region: 293-604 (103 amino acids)
Cellular component (GO): sarcoplasmic reticulum; membrane
Molecular function (GO): signaling receptor binding
Source: RefSeq, a predicted model, not a curated record